Messenger RNA from Bactrocera tryoni, 465 nucleotides. RefSeq lists its product as uncharacterized. Lineage: Eukaryota; Metazoa; Arthropoda; Insecta; Diptera; Tephritidae. The transcript has a single exon. The record is from RefSeq and is a predicted model, not a curated record. The coding region runs from base 1 to 465 and encodes 154 amino acids. Gene Ontology annotation, molecular function: nucleic acid binding.
AUGGACUCAAGAACAUUACCAGGUCCCCAAUUCUAUACAAAACAAAAAGAUGGUACUGUCGACCAGUCAUUGUCAACAAUUGAAAUAGAAAAAUUUGGCGAGAAAAUACUCAUCUGGCAGGCUAUUUGCUCUUGUGGCCUUAAGACCACUCCUUUUUUCACAAAGGGUACUAUAUCGGCCGACAUUUAUAAGAAGGAGUGUCUAAACCGUCGCCUAAUACCAUUUUAUAAGAAACACAUCGUGUCAACAAUAUUUUGGCCUGAUUUAGCCACAGUGCACUAUGCUCAUUCUACUUUGGCUUUGUUGAAGGAUAACAAUGUCAAUUUUGUUAAAAAAGAGGAGAACCCUCCAAACGCUCCAGAAUUUCGCCCGAUAGAGAAGUAUUGGGCAAUUGUCAAACGGAAUUUGAAAAAGGAUCAUCGAGUUGCCGAAAACGUCAACGAAUUUAAAAAAAAACUGGCUUAA